Papilio machaon (common yellow swallowtail) is the source of this 1813-nucleotide messenger RNA. Its product is annotated as signaling mucin HKR1. Lineage: Eukaryota; Metazoa; Arthropoda; Insecta; Lepidoptera; Papilionidae. The transcript has a single exon. Bases 1 to 1746 code for a protein of 581 amino acids. The record is from RefSeq and is a predicted model, not a curated record.
AUGAACUCGCUGGUGGUGUUGUUUUCUUUGAUGGCGUUUGCCACGGCGAAGCCCUCGCACCUAGUGGCUUUCUCUGGUGCACCAUCGGCCUAUACAUCGGAAUCCAGAGUUGAUGUCCACUCAUCGCCUUCGAUUGUGACAUCAGGUGCCGUCGCACCGGUCGCUCGGACUUACGUCGCGGGACCCGCAUUCGCCGCUGCUAAUGCUGCCUUCGCUGCUCCAGCUGCGUAUUCUCAGCAGUCCCGUGUGGACUUCGUCAAGUCUUCGCCAGCUGUCGUGAGCACCUACUCUGCUGCUCCAGCUGCGUAUUCUCAGCAGUCCCGUGUGGACUUCGUCAAGUCUUCGCCAGCUGUCGUGAGCACCUACUCUGCUGCUCCCGCUGCUUUUGGUACACCCGUCAUUGCAGGUCCUUCUGCAUCAUCGUACCAGUCUCGCGUGGACAUCAAGUCCUCACCUGCUGUAGUCAACACUUACUCUACUGCUCCCGUAGUUUCUUCGGCGGCUAUCGCUGGACCAGCGUCUUUUGCUGCUCCCGCUGCUAUAGCCGCUCCUGCCGCAACGUCAUAUCAAUCUCGUUUAGACAUUAAGUCAUCUCCUGCCGUAGUCAGCACUUACUCAGCAGCUCCCGUAGCUAUUUCUGCCCCUGCCGCUAUUGCAGCUCCUGCCGCAACAUCUUACCAAUCUCGUUUGGAUAUUAAAUCAUCUCCUGCCAUAGUCAGCACUUACUCAGCAGCUCCCGUAGUUAGCCAAGCAGCUAUUGCAGCUCCUGCCGCAACAUCUUACCAAUCUCGUCUGGACAUUAAGUCAUCUCCUGCCGUAGUCAGCACUUACUCAGCAGCUCCCGUAGUUAGCCAAGCAGCUAUUGCCACCCCUGCCGCUAUUUCAGCACCUGCCGCAACAUCUUAUCAAACUCGUUUAGACAUAAAGUCUUCUCCUGCCGUAGUCAGCACUUAUUCAUCUGCUCCCGUAGUUGCUUCCGCAGCUAUUGCCACCCCUGCUGCAAUCGCAGCUCCAGCUGCAACAUCAUAUCAAUCUAGAUUGGACAUUAAGUCGUCUCCCGCUGUAGUCCGUACUUACUCAGCUGCUCCCGUAGUUGCUCAAGCAGCUUAUGCCGCCCCUGCGGCUAUCGCAGCUCCUGCCGCUUCAUCUUACCAAUCUCGAGUAGACAUUAAAUCGUCUCCAGCUGUAGUAAGCACUUACUCUUCAGCUCCCAUUGCUACCCCCGUUCGUGCCGCUUAUGCUGCUCCUGCGGCUGUCGUAGCGAAUGUUGCCACCCCUGUGGCCGCAUCAACUUACCAAUCUCGGGUUGAUGUAAAAUCUUCUCCCGGUGUUAUCAGCACAGUUGGUGCUGCUCCCAUAGCCUACUCUGCUCCCAUAGCCACCGCUGCUUACAGAGCCCCAAUCGCUACAACAGCUUAUGCUGUUGAAGGCUGUGCGCCAGCUGUUGUCUCCUCAAGAGUUGUAGAAACUCCUGAAGUGGCUGCCGCCCGCGCAGCACAUUUGCAAGCAAAAGCUCUCGCAGAAGGUCACUUCAUUCAUAAACGAUCAGCUACUUUGGUGGGCUCUUACCUGGGAGCAGCAAUAGUUCCUGCAGCGUCAUCACAUCAAUCUCGUGUUGAAAUUAAGUCAUCGCCUGCCGUCGUCAGCACCUACGCCGCUGCACCGGUUCUCUCAACAUACGCUGCAGCGCCAUUCGCCUACACCGCGCCGAUUGCGACUGGAGUAUACGGCGUACACCCCUGGUGAGCUUCAUCGAGAAAAUGGGGAUCGUCGAUUCUCGGUUCAGAUACAUCGAACGACUGAAAUAUUUUGU